This is a messenger RNA of Colletotrichum acutatum, 1812 nucleotides long. RefSeq lists its product as uncharacterized. Lineage: Eukaryota; Fungi; Ascomycota; Sordariomycetes; Glomerellales; Glomerellaceae. Bases 402 to 1682 code for a protein of 426 amino acids. The transcript has a single exon. The record is from RefSeq and is a predicted model, not a curated record.
CAAGAAUCCUAAGACAAAGUCAUUGUAAUAGCCACCGUCAAACCAUUUACCUAACAGAGAAGAACAAGAUGAACCAAAAAAACACAAGGCGUUGUCCCAACCCCCUCCAUCACAACCCCAAUGUACCUUUCUCGUCGGUACAAAAGGGUCAAGUCAAAACCUCACUCUCCCAGGCGAGAGGAGAGAUAGACGGAGAGAGAGUCUGUCAAGAAGCCAGUCGUACAUACCAGCCAAGAAUCGAAACCCAAAACCCCGUUUCCUGCCUCCAGAGGCUAAAAUCUCGGUCCAAAAGCAGCCCAGCUCCCCGAUACCAAGUAAGGCAAAAGGCAUACAUAAAAUAGAGGUACGUAAAAUACCACAGGGGAAACGUAUUACGAAACUCCAAAAGUCUACCGAGAAACAUGUGCUGGGAGAAGCAAAUAAUCUACACAGACUGCCACCACAGCGUCUUUGAAGACAUAGACUGCGCAGACCACAAAGCGCAAGCGCGCAAGCUCAAUUACGACUCCAGCUUGACCUCCUCCUCUGUUAUCUCUGCCAGCAAUCAUCCCAAGCCCAAUACCAGCACCAACAACGCCAAAAGAGCACGACGAAACCGCAAAGAUCGCUCCCCGUGGAGAUUGCUCCUCUGCCCCUGCUUCACCUGCCCGUCCACUCCCUCCACGCCGCCACCGUCACAAGGCUACGAAGAGUUCGGCACCUGCCGCGAAAGGAAACGCUGCAUGAGUCCCGUCGGGGGAACUUGUCCCCGCUGCGUCCAGGGAAAGGCCGUCGCGGCGAUGCAGGCCGUUCCUCCGUCGACGCCGACGCCGGCGAGGACGCGGUAUCAGCAUGGGCAGCAGCAGCAGAGGCGUCCGGAGUUGGGGGGAAAUGUUGGUAGGAAUGAUGCUUACGGUGCUCCAGGUUUUUCAGGAGAUCGAGGGGGGCAGAAGGCCUCGCGGCGGGGUGAUGAUGUGCGUCGAUAUCAGGGCCCCAGGGCUCCGGGCCCGCCAAGGGGCGGUGGUCACGAUGGGAACGGUACGAGCAGAGAUGGCGGGGACGUUGACGGCAGAAGUGGCAGAGGUGUUGCUGGUGCAGUGCCACAGAAUUCAAGGGGUGGUAGAUCUCCGACGUCACCGUGGUUCAAUAAGCGAUUUCACGACGCUCGCGAGGAGGAGGCCAGCCGGCAGCAGCAUCGUCGAGGAGAGCAGCAAGGUGCCCAGCAAGUAUAUCUUCACCAGCAGCCGCAAGAGCAGCGAAGACCGGUGAGUCACGGUGGACAACGGCAUCAGCAGCAGCAGCAUCAGCAUCAACACCAAUCCCAACAGCAAGAGAGACCAAGUGGUUCUACAUCACCCUUUCCCACGCAGCCCAAGCCGAUACCCUCGUACGUCCGUGGAUCUACUUUCCACCUCCUCCCCGCGCCCCUGAAAAUACAAGAGAGGACCAAACGAGAUACGGCUUCCCGUACGGUGGAGGGCACGGCCGAUAUGUCCGAAGGGCUAACCCGUAGUUCCGCAAACGCAAGCCGUCCUCUGCAAGUGAACGCCACCCAUGAGAAAGGUAAACGACGGAGCAGCCGGGAUCAGCAGCAGGAGGACCGCCGCGUAGUAGUCAGCAGCUCGGAGCCACGCAUCGCAGGAGCGGAAUGUACCCCCGAGUUGCCACUGGAGGAGCUGAUGGACGAGGUCGAGAUGCUGUAGCGGAGGGUCCCCAAUUAGGAGCAACGGUGAGCUUCAGCCGCGUGGCUGGUGAAGAGGGGGAGGGGAAGCAGUCCUCUGGUCAAAAAGUAGAGAAAUAGAGUAGGUAGGCCAUGUUCCAGCGAUCUGGCCA